UGUAAGGUCCCACCCCUACAACGAUCAAACAGAAAAAUGCUGCUCUUGGCAUAUGUGCUCAGAAAAACCUGGUGAAGUAUGGGAUUAUAUCUACCUAUUUUUAAAAUGUGAACUUCUAGAUUGGAUUAAAUACCAUCCACAAGGCAAGAAGCUCUUUGGACUUAGUCAGACCUCCAAGGAUCCUGGUGGACUGCCACCUUCCCUUGACAAAUCAUCAUAGAGUACCAGCGAGUAAGUCAAACCUAGCCAUUUUAUUCAUACGAUUAGUGGUCCACUAGUCCAGAAGUCAUGGAUCUUACUUUGUGGCAGUACCAGUUUCGAAUCAUCAUGCUAGGAGACUCCACAGUGGGCAAGUCAUCCAUGCUGAAGCGCUACACAGAGGACCUGUUUCUGGAGUGCAUAAACCAGACUGUCGGUGUGGACUUCUAUGUACACUUCCUAGAGGUGGAGCCUGGGGUGAGAGUGAAACUGCAGUUCUGGGAUACAGCUGGCCAGGAGAGGUUUAGGUCUGUGACCCGCUCGUACUACCGUAACUCCGUCGGAGGUCUGCUGGUGUUUGACCUGGGCAACCGUGCCUCUUUUGAGCAUUUGCGGCAGUGGCACGCAGAGGUGUGUGAGCGAGUACAACCUUACACUGUGCUUUUUGUUCUGGUGGGACACAAAAGUGACCGAGAUCAGGUUGGAGAACGGGAGGUGGACCGAACUGAGGCCGAAAGGCUUGCAAGCCAGUUAGGAGCGCUGUACAUUGAGGCCUCUGCCAAAACGGGUCACAAUGUGAAGGAUGCAUUUGACCUGUUGACCCGGCGGAUUUAUCAGGGCUUGAAGAAUGGAGAGGUGGAGUUGCGUGAGGGAUGGGACGGGGUCAAGAGCUCAGCUCCUGCUACAGAAAUGCUCCAGAAAAUCCAGAAAAAUGAACCUUCUAAGAAAAACAAGAGCUGUGCCUGCUAACCAGUUCACUUAAAAAUGUAAAUUCUGUCAUUAUUCACUUAUAUUUAUGUCAUUCCUUACCCACAUGCUGGUAUUUUUUCCUGUGGAACAUAAAACAUUUUUGAAGAAGAAGAAGAAUCUUUACAUACAGGUAGCUCUAUCCCAUACAACGACAGUGACCACGGUAUGUCAAGCUCUAAAAAAGUACAAAAAAAGCAGGCUUGACAUCAUGGUGUUUGGACACAAGACACGCAAGAACCAAAGAAAUAUGUUAUUGAUGUCUAACCUGCACCAAAGUCACCAUUUUUUUCACCAUCAUGUCAGUUCAUAUUUCUUGAUUCAACAAUAGGUAUUGCAUCAACUGUUUAUAUAAACUGAUGUUUGUUUUACACUUAUCACUAUAGUGUCUGAAUCCUUAGUUUCACAAAUAUGAAUUUGUUGCUGAAUCAAAAAGGGUGCC
Molecule: messenger RNA, 1387 nt
Organism: Myxocyprinus asiaticus (Chinese sucker)
Lineage: Eukaryota; Metazoa; Chordata; Actinopteri; Cypriniformes; Catostomidae
Product: ras-related protein Rab-39B-like
Exons: 2
Coding region: 289-948 (219 amino acids)
Molecular function (GO): GTP binding; GTPase activity
Source: RefSeq, a predicted model, not a curated record